AGGUUGAUUCUAACCACAGGUGGCAAGAUACUAUAAAGAGAUUGGGCUGCAACUCUGUCUCCAUUUUGAUGGCUCCGAUGUAUUGGUGCCGAACAACUUCUAGGCAGUGCCGAGCAUGUUUGCUCAUUUGGAGAUAUGGAUCAGAUGCUACAUUUCAAAAGACUUCCAAGUCAAAAGAGCCCGAGAGGGACUCUUAUGUCGACAAAAUAGCCUGA
This is a messenger RNA of Ilex paraguariensis (yerba mate), 215 nucleotides long. The record is from the annotation of a GenBank genome assembly. Lineage: Eukaryota; Viridiplantae; Streptophyta; Magnoliopsida; Aquifoliales; Aquifoliaceae.